AUGAAUGUGUCUAGUGGAGAAAUCACCCACCCCGUCAGUCACUUCAUCCUCUUGGGCUUUCCCUCCAGCCCAGAAAAGCAGCUCCUCUACUUCGGGCUCUUCUCAGUGACCUACACUCUAACCCUGAUGGGGAACGCAGCCAUUGCCUGUGCUGUGCGCUGGGACCGGCGCCUUCACACGCCCAUGUACAUCCUCUUGGGGAAUUUCUCUCUGCUGGAAAUCUGUUAUGUCACCACCACUGUUCCUAACAUGUUGGCAAACUUCCUCUCCACAAGCAAGUCCAUCUCCUUUGUGAGCUGUUUUGCACAGUUCUACUUCUUCUGCACCUUUGGCUGUGAUGAGGGCUUCUUCCUUUGCAUCAUGGCCUUUGACAGGUACCUUGCCAUCUGUCGCCCUCUGCAUUAUCCACGCAUCAUGACCAGGCAGUUGUGCACCGGCCUCGUCAUCUUUGGAUGGUCGUGUGGGUUCAUCAUCUUCCUAACUCCAGUAGUUCUCAUUUCACAGUUGUCCUACUGUGGCCCAAAUGUCAUCAACCACUUUAUGUGUGACCCUGUUCCACUGAUGAUGCUGUCCUGUUCUGAAGACACCACCACCCAGCUCAUUUAUUCCUCUCUCAAUUCUUUCUUCAUGAUAAGCACCUUUGUCUUUAUUCUCUGUUCCUACGCUCUGGUGCUUCUGGCUGUGGUGAGGAUGCCCUCAGAGUCUGGCAAACAAAAGGCUUUUUCUACUUGUGCUUCUCAUCUGGCAGUUGUCACCCUGUUUUAUGGCUCUAUUAUGAUGAUGUACAUUAGCCCUGAAUCAGGACAUCCAGUGGAAAUGCAAAAGAUUAUUACUCUGUUUUAUUCUGUGAUAACACCUCUCUGCAAUCCUCUAAUAUACAGCCUCAGGAACAAAGAGAUGAAGGCUGCUCUGAGGAAACUCUUAAAGAUCACACCACCCCAAAAUCUAGGGAAUCAAUGUUCUGGAGUAUAA
Messenger RNA from Tupaia belangeri chinensis (Chinese tree shrew), 972 nucleotides. RefSeq names its product olfactory receptor 11G2. The record is from RefSeq and is a predicted model, not a curated record. Lineage: Eukaryota; Metazoa; Chordata; Mammalia; Scandentia; Tupaiidae. Gene Ontology annotation, molecular function: olfactory receptor activity; G protein-coupled receptor activity. Gene Ontology annotation, cellular component: membrane. The transcript is spliced from 2 exons. Gene Ontology annotation, biological process: G protein-coupled receptor signaling pathway. The coding region runs from base 1 to 972 and encodes 323 amino acids.